GCAUGCACCCUCCAUGCAUGUGUGUACUGGAAAACAUUCCAAAUACUACCUCAUUUCUUGCAUCAAAAGUUCAAAACCAAUAUAUGCAAGAACAAAUAAAGUGCAACGUCUCACCACUCUCUCGUCUUCUCCAUGGCGUGCUCUCAUUCUCAUGAGGGUCAUUAUCACCUCCUCAUCACUGGCAUCGCUGCUGCAUUCGUCGCCGUGAUGUCGUUCUUUCUUCGGUAUUCUGGUCGUCGGCGUCUCCGGUGGCGAGGUCGUGGUGGAUUUCCGCCGGGGCCUCCGGGGUUGCCCGUCAUCGGCAACCUGUUGUCCAUGGACCAGUUCACCCACCGCGGCCUGGCCAAGCUCGCCAAGGUUCACGGCGGCUUCUUCCACCUCCCCAUCGGCUUCGCCAACGUGUUCGUGGUGUCCUCCCCGGAGACGGCCAGGGAGAUCCUUCAGGAGCAGGCCGGCGUGUUCUCGCACCGCCCCGUGACGGCCGCCAUGGCGUACGUCUCGUACGACCUCGCCGACAUGGCGUUCGCGCGGUACGGGCCGUUCUGGCGCCAGAUGCGCAAGCUCUGUGUCGUCAAGCUCUUCAGCCGCGGGCGCGACCAGUCAUGGCGCACCGUGCGCGCCGAGGUGGACGGCCUCGUCAGGUCCCUGGCGGAGGCGGGCGCCGUCGUCGUCGCCAACGUCGGCGAGCUCGCCUUCAAGUUCGCCACCAACAUCACUCUCCGGGCCGCGUUCGGGGCGCGGAGCCAGGAGGACGAGGCGGAGUUCGUCGCCAUCAUCCGGGAGCUCUCCCAGACGUUCCUGGCCUUCAACGUCGCCGACUUCGUGCCGUUCGUCGGCUUCCUCGACCUCAACGGCAUCAACAGGAGGACGAGAGCGGCGAGGCAUGCCCUGGACGUGUUCAUCGACCGCAUCAUCGACGAGCACGUCGCCAGGUGGAAGAACGGCGACGUGGCCGCCGCUGACAUGGUCGACGACAUGAUCGCCUACCUCGCCGAGACGCCGGGGAGAGACACGAGGGCGGACGGCGUCGAGCUCAAGGAUCUCCGGCUCACCAGAGAAAACAUCAAAGGAUUAAUCAUGGACAUCAUGUUCGGCGGCACAGAGACCGUGGCGGCGACGCUGGAGUGGAGCAUGGUGGAGCUCCUGCGGAGCCCCGGCGAGCUGGAGCGCGCGCAGGACGAGCUCGCCGGCGUGGUGGGUCUCGACCGGAAGGUGGACGAGAGCGACGUGGAGAAGCUGCCCUACCUCCGGUGCAUCUGCAAGGAGGUGCUCCGGCUGCACCCGCCGCUGCCGCUGCUCCACCGCGAGAGCCUCCAGGACUGCGCCGUGGGCGGGCACGCCGUCCCGCGCAACUCCCGCGUCUGGAUCAACAUCUGGGCCAUGGGCCGCGACGAGAGGCACUGGGAGGACGCCGACGCGUUCCGCCCCUCGAGGUUCGCCGGCGCCGGCGCCGGCGUCGGCGGCGACUUCUGGUACUUGCCGUUCGGGCACGGGCGGCGGUCGUGCCCCGGGAUGCAGCUGGGGACGUACGCGGUGGAGCUUGGCCUGGCCAACCUGCUGCACUGCUUCCGGUGGUCGCUGCCGGAUGGGGUGGCACCCAGUGACCUCGACGUCGGUGACGUUUUUGGCCUGACGGCGCCCAGGGCCCAACGCCUGUUGGCGGUGCCGUCGCCACGCCUCUCUUGCCCGUUGUUCUGAAAUAUACAAUAAUAAAGCCUAUCUCGUGGCAUGUCAGAUGGAUUAUUAUGUAUAUGGGCACAUGCAUGACACAUUAGAUAAUAUAUUAUUAUAGGCUAUUAUGUGUCGUAUCAAAGCUUCAACUAGUAGUGAUGCCAUCGAUCAGGAGCUAGCAUGCAUUUCCGCCUACCGUGCAGCAGUGCAAGACGGUUUUCAAGAAGAAAGAUUCAUCCUCAUAUUGAUCGGCUACAAAUUUUAUGUGUAAUUCUUUUUAUUUUCUUUGUGACUUUUUUUUGGUUUUUGAACAUUAUGUUUUGAUCAUCUUUUAUUUAAUAAAAUUUCAGUAGAGGGCAAUCCCUCAUUCUGUUCA
Molecule: messenger RNA, 2047 nt
Organism: Sorghum bicolor (sorghum)
Lineage: Eukaryota; Viridiplantae; Streptophyta; Magnoliopsida; Poales; Poaceae
Product: cytochrome P450 84A1
Exons: 2
Coding region: 133-1698 (521 amino acids)
Biological process (GO): lignin biosynthetic process
Molecular function (GO): oxidoreductase activity, acting on paired donors, with incorporation or reduction of molecular oxygen; iron ion binding; heme binding
Source: RefSeq, a predicted model, not a curated record